Penicillium alfredii is the source of this 1299-nucleotide messenger RNA. RefSeq names its product glycosyltransferase family 25 protein. The record is from RefSeq and is a predicted model, not a curated record. The transcript is spliced from 4 exons. Lineage: Eukaryota; Fungi; Ascomycota; Eurotiomycetes; Eurotiales; Aspergillaceae. Bases 1 to 1299 code for a protein of 432 amino acids.
AUGGUUCCCCUCGCAGAUGCCCCCCGCCGGGUAAAGGUUUUCGUGGCGGUUACUGCGAGCAUUCUGAUUCUCCUUGUGGUCUUGCUCUGGCAGGAUUCUGACGAUGCGACGCCCGUCUGGGUCACAAAGAACAAACCAGGCCCGUCGAGUCCGUCAGCGCCAGCAGAUCAUCACGCUUCGGUCCCUUCGACUUCGUCGACCCCAUCGAAAGACUCCAAAACAAGCGCUGCCGGCUCGUCGAAAGAUACGCAUUCAAACCCCAACCCCGCAAGCCCGGGGGUGAAAGCAAAGGAUCCCCUGCACGACAUUGGAAAUUCCACUCUCGGGUUUGAGCGGAUUUUCGCCAUUGGCUUCAGUAACCGAAUGGACAAGAGGGAUGCUGUGACGGUCGGCGCAUCGAUUGCGGGUCUGGAUCUGGAAUGGAUGGAAGGCGUUCGCGCGGCAGAUAUUCCCGAGAAAGGAUACCCUGAGGGAUGGGACACAAAUAUUCGAAAUGAGAAUGAGAUUGGAUGUUGGCGUGCUCAUAUGAAUGCUAUUCAAAGGAUCGUCCAGGAGAAACGUUCUUCGGCGAUGAUCGUGGAAGAUGAUGUCGACUGGGAGGCCCAUUUUCGAGGACUUUCUCGACACUUCGCCACGGGGGCGCGCGCUUUGCAAGGGUCGGCAGAGGAAACAAGGUCUCCGUACGGGGACGACUGGGAUCUAUUGUGGACAGGCGGGUGCGCCAUGAGAACCAUCAAGCCCACAUUCUACGUCACGUAUAAUGAGACGACAGUGCGGCCCGUCGAACACCGCAAGGAUAUUUGGUGGCCGAAAAUCUCGGAGGAGCCCGAGUACGAGGGCGCACGGUUCGUGUUCGACGGCGCCGUUGGGGACUGCACUCCUUCCUACGCCUUGAGUUAUCAAGGAGCGCGCAAAAUCCUGACUUAUAUCUCUAUGGGAACCACCACCAAUACCAUCGACAUCGCCCUCGCCCGGCUGUGCGCCGGCAAGCUCGAUGUCCCCUUCCGGUGUCUGGGCGCCUACCCGACCAUCUUCAGCAGCUUCUGGCGCGCAGGCUCCGGGAUGCGCGAUUCUGAACUUCGUGACGGCGAUCCUGCGUGGCACCCGGCCACCUCGGCCGUCGCGUACAGCACCAUGAUUAACGCCGGACGCCUAAUCAACGGCAGUACUACCGCUCUAGCGCAGUGGCCCGAGAUGAACCCCCAGGAAAUCCCCUUAGAUUACGAGCCGCCCUCAGGAGAGAUUGUCACGGUGGAUGAGCUGCCUGAAGAGGAUCGGACCGAGGAUGACUUUCCGUGA